Molecule: messenger RNA, 3335 nt
Organism: Saccostrea echinata
Lineage: Eukaryota; Metazoa; Mollusca; Bivalvia; Ostreida; Ostreidae
Product: probable UDP-sugar transporter protein SLC35A4
Exons: 10
Coding region: 151-1092 (313 amino acids)
Biological process (GO): pyrimidine nucleotide-sugar transmembrane transport
Cellular component (GO): Golgi membrane
Molecular function (GO): pyrimidine nucleotide-sugar transmembrane transporter activity
Source: RefSeq, a predicted model, not a curated record
UCCCUUUCUUCUAAAUUUAUACAAGUCUUUUUAAGAAAAAAGAAGACCAGAUAUGAAUGCAUAUUCCUUAAAUUGCCAAUGAUUAUUGAAUCUCAGCAGUUAUCAAUUACGUAUUUAUACAUUGAAAGUAGAUCCUGAAAACUGACAAAUAUGGGGAUUUUAGGAACAAUUGGCUGGGGUGUAUUACUGAGUUCCAGCACUAUUGUGUAUGGUACCUACUCCAUCCUUGUUCAUCUUUGUGAAGUAAAUGGAAAAGUUCCAUUCAAGUCUUCAUCUGUUGUACUGAUUAUUGAAGUAGGAAAAUUCUUGGUGUCAUGGAUACUGCUGUUAUGGCAGACAAAGGGAAGCCUUCCAAAAGAUGUGACAUUUUUCUGUUUCCUUCAAUAUUCAGUCCCAGGCUUGUUGUACAGUGUCAGUAACAACCUCUCUAUGAUGAUGCAGGUUUAUAUGGAUCCUACCACGUUUCAGGUGCUAAGCAAUCUUAAAAUAGGCAUAACAGCUUUGUUGUAUUGGAGUUUCCUAAGAAGGCCCCUGUCUCUACGUCAGUGGAUUGCUAUAGGAAUUUUAACAACAGCAGGAUUCCUUGACAGCUAUGGAAGUUAUGUGUCCAAAGGGAAGGAAUUUUCUGAGCUAUACAUCACAAUUACAGGACUUGUCAUGAUUGGAGUCCAAUGUACCGUGUCAGGGAUGGCUUCUGUGUAUGCAGAGUAUAUACUUAAAAAGCAAAAAGAGAUGUCCCUCCACUUUCAAAACAUUAUGCUGUACACUUGGUUAAUUAUCAUUAACACUUCCUUUUGGAUCUAUGAAGAAACAGUUCAUGAAGAAAAAGACAUCACUAAGAAGUUUCACAUAUUCAGAGGUUAUUCAUUGGCUACUUGGAUGAUUGUUAUUACCCAGAUAUAUGUUGGUCUAGCGAUGUCCUUCAUCUUGAAACAUGCCAGUAACAUUACCCGCCUGUUUGUGGUGUCUUCCUCUCUGAGCGUGACAACCAUUCUAUCUGUGCUAGUCUUUGGAUUACACUUAAAUUCUUUCUUUUUCACAUCACUAGGAUUAUUAUUGUUAUCUCUGUAUCUGUUUCAUGGUGCCAAAUGAUUCUUGUGUAUUAUAUAUGGUAUUACAAAAUUUAACAGAUGUUGGUAUAUAUAAUUUUUUUAAAUGGAUGUGUAAAUGGCUUUGAUUUAGACAUUGUACACCCUACGUAAUAGUCACAAACAUGUUGUUUUGGGUUUUUUUCCAUACUUGCCAGAGUUAUAUUGUGUCUUUUAUAGAUUUUUUUUAUUUUAUUUUAUUUUGAAAAUAGUCAGCGUUUAUCAGCAUUUAUGUAGAUUUGUAUAGACUUAAUUGAGGUACCGGUAUGUGCCAAUUUUUAUGUGCAAAGUGUGUGUGUUCAAAUUUUCUUUAACAAGAAGAAUAAUUUACUUAAUUGAAUUUUUUUUUAUUAAAAAAUGAAUGGAUCAAUUAAUUUCAGCUGAGAGAAACAACAUUGUUUUCUUUAUUUUUUUGUUUUAUUUGAUAGACAAAACAUUUGCCCAAAAAAACUUUAUAGAAAGAUAAAGUUAGGAAUAAAAAAAAAUUGGAUGCUGCAUAGAUAAUAAAAUUGAUGAAGAUACAUGUUUAUAAGAUUUUAUAAAUUUCACAGUUUUUGAGGGGAUCCAAACAUCUUUUACAUUCACAUGUUUUACCAUAAUUUCCUCCUCGCUUCCAACAAUUUCAUUUAGUUUUAUUAAAUGGUUUCAGAUAUUGUUUUGUGUAAAAUUAAUUAUAUUCAUACUAGCUUUGAGGAAAUUUUCUUAAGAUGUGCGCUUUAAAAUCAUAACUUUAUUUUAAACAAACUAAACAAAUAUUAGAGAGAGAGAGAGAAAAGUUUAUAAGGAAGAAAAAUCAUAUUUUUUUGAAUAUCAAAGCUUUGAUGAUAGAAAAUAUUCAGUUUAUAUGUCAUUAUGCCAGAGGAAUUUUAAUUUUCUUGGCUUUGUUGGUUUCUACAUUACAUUAUUACCUAUUGACUCAAAGGCUGUAUAGAAUAUUGGUAUUUUAAUAGGUUAAGUUUUGUAAUUUUUUGUUACAUUUUAUUAUUCUAUGACUGGAUGCAAAGUACAGUUGAGCUUCGCUAUCCUCAUCUUCGCUAGCCAUGGGUUUCUGAUACGCUACUCUCCUCAUAAACCCUUGGCAUACGGUGCUGACAAAGGACGGGAUUGUUUUGUCACGUGAUCAUGAUUCUUACCAGGUACGCACAGAUUGCGUCAUCGACAGAAAUAAAAAGCGUAUUUAAAAAAAUUUUGUUUUUAAAGAAUAAUUAACAAGAAGGUAUUGAGUUAUGUUAAUUUGUUAUUUAAACAUGUAAAAAUGCAAAUCUACAUAUUCAGUAUAGAUUCUUAAUCACAUAUUUUGCACGUUGCUUUAGAAAUUGGAUGACACCAUAUUGCUAUUCAUAGAAUGGCAUGUUAUCUUACGGAUCAUUGUUUACUUGCAUUUUACAUUACCGAUAUUAAAGAGUCAAGAUAUAUCCCGAACGCAAAUAUCAUCAUUUACAAAAAACAAUUGCUGAUUGGUCGAACGAUGUCGAUCAACUCCAAUCACAACUUGAGAAAAAAAUCCCAACUUUUUUUAACACCGUAUGCCAAGGGCUUAUGAGGAGAGUAGCGUAUCAGAAGCCCUUGGCUAGCGAAGAUGCGCUAUCCUAAACUCUGAUAUCUUGAAUACCAUGGAUAUGUCAAACUGAUCUGGAAGUCCCAAGCACUUAUUCUUUAAGUGUUUUACCCUUGAUAUCUCGAAUCCUCAGAUAUCUAGAAGUUUUUUCUCUGCCCCAUCAGGUUUGAGAUAACAAGGUUUGACUGUAUGUGGAUUGUUGACUUCAGAACCGUAGCUCUCUGGGAAAGAAAAUUUAGAAAGACAUAUCAUACUCUGGUAUGUCUGUGAUUUUUCUUUUCCAGAGAGCUACAGUUCCACAGAUAAAAAUGGAAUGUUCAUGCCUUCAGUCUGUAUGCAUAAUUAAUGCAAUGACAUGUAAAAUUGUUGAUCAAAAUUUGCAUAUUCAGAAAUUCAAGCUAAGAAUUGCUGAAUCAUCAAAUAUAUUAAUUUUCUAUCAAAUAAAUUUAAAUGGAUGACUUUAAAUAGCAUGUAAACUUUGUUAUGUCAAAAAAUGUUGAAAGGUGAUAAAAACCAUUGAAGUUAAAGUAAGAUAUAAUAUUUUGAGAACUAUUUUGUAUCUUAGCCAUAUUAUCCUUGUGGAUAAAUUAUGCCUUUUAAUCAUUUUGUUGUGUGCCAUAUAUAAUAAGGAGAUUAAAUUUUCAUGGUUAUUGAAUUGCCCAGCAAAUUCAUAAUUUGUUUACCUUUUU